Messenger RNA from Liolophura sinensis, 2781 nucleotides. RefSeq names its product renin receptor-like. Gene Ontology annotation, cellular component: membrane; external side of plasma membrane. NCBI's taxonomy places the organism in Eukaryota, Metazoa, Mollusca, Polyplacophora, Chitonida, Chitonidae. Gene Ontology annotation, biological process: positive regulation of Wnt signaling pathway. The record is from RefSeq and is a predicted model, not a curated record. Gene Ontology annotation, molecular function: signaling receptor activity.
AUGGAUCACAACGUCUGUUUAUGCAGUGAACGACGAUUCGUUAUAGGUUUAUCCCUGGGUGAAGAUGGGAGCAGCCAGCAGUUACAUGUCCUCCACUCCCCAAAGUCUGUGAAGUUUGCGCACACAGACGACGUACUGAAGGUCAGUGAGAUCCACAAGGUCAUAUCCAGCGUCCUGGGAGUGGACUCAGGCAGGGGGAUGACAUGGAAGGGGUUACUCCAGGGCUCUCUGUUCAGCAGACCUAAAGCUAACGUGUUGGUCACCAUCCCUGGAUACCACAGUGAUCUGGGCAGCCUGAAUCUCAACCCAGUGGCCAAAUAUCCCAUCAGUGAUGACAUUCCAUAUGUUGACAGCCAACCCUUACUGGACACUAUCCAGAGCAACUUUCUGGAGGCAAAUCCCAUGCUGGUGGAUUUGUCUUUAGAUAAAAACAUUUUCGACUUGAAAUCCCAGAAUCCACAGCUGUUCAAUAAGCUGCCGUCAAACCUGAGGAAAAUGGCGGCUCGUCUUUUGGACCAGAGCUCAAUCCUGCGAAUGUUCAAUGCUGGUUCUCUGAACGUCAGUAAGGAUGCUGACCUGAGUUUACUGGGAGAGCUUCAGCUUAUCAAGGAGGUUGUGACUACAGUUCAAGAUAAUAAAAAAGCCACCAAGAACCCAAGCCCUGAUGUGUAUGUUUUUACUAUCUCUGGUCUUAAAGCACUCACAGACGAAUAUAGUGUAAAAUCUAAACAGGUGCAAGAUGCAAAAGUUCUGCUUGGUCAGUUCUUACAUAAGAUGUCUGAGGAUUUCAAGGAGCUUUACAAGGGGAACGUUGUUGUUGAAGUUGUCACCUUGACCUCCAUGGAGAGUUCACCCCAUAUGAGACAUGUGAGGAGUUUGAAACAGACUGCAGUAGAACAGGAUAAUGGUGUGCCAAGCCCUAAUCAGAUCAACCUUGCUGACAGCUAUGACCCUGACUUCCCCGUCUAUUUCAACAUCAUCCUCUGGCUUAUGGUAGGACUUGCUAUCGCUAUCUUCAUCAUUGCUUACUGCAUGUGGAACAUGGACCCAGGCCGGGACAGCAUUAUAUACAGGAUGACCAGUCAGAGGAUGAAAAAGGAUAAUUAGGAAUUCAAAAUAUAAAAAUAUAAGAAGGGAAAAAAAGUAGUAGGUAUGGAUCGGUGUGUGUGUUUAAGUUAAACUAGUCUUUAUGUUUUGUACGUAUGUAUAUAUACAGAUAUAUCAGGAGAGAUAGUAAGCACUGAAAUCGACUACAUUGUAGUAAAAAUAACGUUUGUUUUGCCUCCCCCUAACAUUAUGUGAUAUAAAGCUGUUCGGGCGAGUUUCCCUAAGACAUGAAUGAUACAACUGCAGAGUUAUCUCCCUUUGUAAAUUACUUCCUAAUGCAGACAGGAUAGUACAUAUAAGCCAGUGUAAAGAAGUAAGGAAUUUGUGAACAGAAGAAAAAGUUGAUGCUGAGUCAUGUUUCUGGUUUCCACAGUAUGGCCAGUAGACUUUGGUUUUGUUUGUCUUCACACAGCAAAUAUUGCAAAUAUUUGGGAACAAAGGGUAACAGUUUCACAGUUCUGUAAUCAGUAUGUCAAGGAUACAAACAUAUUAUUGAAAAGUGUUGUAUAUUUAUGCAAUGACCUGUAUAGAUAAAUUCUUUACUAACAGAGAUGAUUAUUACAGAAUGUUGGAUAAACCAUGGAGAACUUCUCCUGAUUUGUGGUGUUCUUUCUCAGUUUAUUUCCAUUUCUCAUAUAUGAAGCAUUGUAAUAAUUAAUCGAAGGGUAAAUCAUAUAGAUGCAUUGGUAAAAAAAUGUGUGUCUUAGAUACUUUAGAUGUAUAUGUACUAUACCUUUUUUUCUGAGUAUUAAUUGUUUCAUUUAUGUUAAUUGGUUUAUAAUAUGAUUUUAUGGUUGAUAUUUCGUUUUAUGUCAGUACUCAGGUUACGUUUUCAUUGAUUACAUAGUACUUGAAGUAUUAAUUAUACGAUGUAAAUAUGAAUUUAGUACAUGAGGGUUAUGGUCUAAAGGCUUCAUGUGCAAGAACUUUUCUGAAUUGAUGUAUACAAAACUUUUGCUGUUGGUCAUGAAUUCGCAAGCAAAAAGUCGGACACAGUGCUGCUUUGUUGAGUUAUCUCCCCUGUCCAAUACCCCGGGUCCUUGUACUGAUCUCCUUUUGGAUUCAGCUCGAUUUGUUAGCACUUUUGUUGUCAAACAUUCCAUGGCUGUGAAGAUGUCUGGAUGAAUUAAGUGUUUUGUUAACUGGAAGCCCUUGUUAUCGGUACUAUUUUUGGACCAAUAUUUGUUUAAAACAUUUGUGUAAUUGUCACCAUGCUCUAAGGGCUUCUGGAAUAAAUGAUCCAAAACCUAAAUUCUUGAAAAUAUACAUGCGAUACAGUGUCAUAAUGAUCACGAUAACAUGCAAAUUUAAUGCUACUGAACAAAAACUGUUGCGAUAGCAUGAAGAAAACAGAAGUGUACACAGUUGGAGUUGGUGAGGUUGAGUUAAAAAUAAAGGUGUAGUCAGCUGCAUCUUGAUGAAGUUGUUUGGACUAAAUAUGCUUUAUUGGCAAGAAUAGUGAUUUGACUCUAAUCCUUGUAUUGAAUACAAUGCCAGUGGUGUAGAUAGAAAAUCAUGGUUUACACAUGAGCAUAGUUAAUGUGUUCGGAAAUAAAUUCCUGGUUAAAUUCACGAAUGUAGCCCUAUAGAUCUAUCUGAGUAUCAUUCAUACCUAGUGUUUGUGUCGUUAUCCUAAACUCUCUGUAAAACCAGACCUAGUUGCCACUGCCUGUA